UAUUGCCGAUAAGGAUGGAGAAAUUAAUUGAUUCAUAUGUGACGCCGGCAGUCUCUGUGGGUUAUUUUGGGACAUUCGGAGCCCGAUUGCUGAGUUCAGGUGCAGAACUGAAGAAAAAAUGGAAAAACCUCAGAGAUAGUUAUUUCCGUGAAGUACGUCGACGGGACAUGAUCAGUAAAGGAACAGCUCCCCCCAAACGAAACACCUACAUAUACUACCGGCGGCUCAAUUUUCUGAGUGUAAUAACCGACGCCACGAAGUCUGAAGCUUCAAGUAACGGACAAGUAGAGGCACAUUCUUCAAUGUCUCAAGAAAAUGACGUUAUGUCCAAACGUCCACACCGCGAGGUCAAAAAUAAAAAACCAAAAAUAGUUGUGGAUAAAGGAGAAGUCGAUGAAUCCAUUGAGAUGGGAUAUGUUAUCAAAACCGAAAACAUUGAGAUCGAAGAUAGUGACUCAGCAACAUUCUUUGAGCUAAAGUACCAGAUUGAGGAAGAAAAUAGCCUAAUUGAGAAGCCCAAUAUUAUACAGAUGAAUGCUCAGGAAACAAAUAAGGGUAGCCAACAGACUGAUGAGGGUGACUCAGAUAAGCUAUUUCUCUUAUCUUUGCUUGAUAGUUUUCGAAGGAUACCUAGUCAUCGGAAGUCCGCUGCGAAAAUCAAAAUGAUCCAAUUAGUCGAGGAGUUUAUGACUCACUGAAAUGGUAUUGAUCUGAUCGAUAUUAAUAAUACGACAGAUCCAGAUUAUUCCGCGCUUCCAGACCAUCAGAACCAUUGUUAGGUACUCCAAUGACCUUAUAUUGACACUAGUAAAUGUUCUGAAUUUAAAAUAGUGUUAAACAAUAAAUAUUUAUUUUUUAG
Messenger RNA from Acanthoscelides obtectus, 859 nucleotides. The record is from the annotation of a GenBank genome assembly. NCBI's taxonomy places the organism in Eukaryota, Metazoa, Arthropoda, Insecta, Coleoptera, Chrysomelidae.